AUAAAACCUUUUAAAAAUCUGAAGAACAGUAAAUGAGCUGCGAGAAUAAUUUCCACCAGAAAUUAUUUGUACCUUGUAAGGAAUGACCCCCAAGCCUCCGUAUGCUGCUUCUUGCUUCAGAGGAACAAAAACGGCGCACACAUACAGUCGGACCCCUUUUCUCUCCCGCGCAGGUGUUUCCACUAACACUGGGAUUUCAGGUCUUCAGAUUCAAGCCAGGUGGAGCCACGACGGACACAUCCCGACGUCAUGACACUCUGCAAACAGCGAAGCGCACCAAGAGGAGGAGGACGCGGAAUGGGUAACAUUACACGGCCACCAGGAGGAGAAAUCAAGGAUUACUUACAGAGUCCGCUCAUUGUACAAGAGGAUUCUGGUCAUGCACCGGUUCCUCCCGAUAGAUUUAAGAGCCCUCGGUGACCAGUAUGUGAAAGACGAGUUCAGAAGACACAAACGUUCAUCACCAGAGGAGGUGAAGAGCUUCAUGACAGAGUGGGAGCAAUACAAGGACACCCUGCAAACUCAGGUACUGGAGUCAGCGGGGGAGCAAUUCAGCUCAGUCAAGUUUGGAGCCAACCUGUCAGAGGGGAAAUUCAGUGAAUUCCAGGACGAACAGAUCGGCCAACUGUAUGAACUCAUGUUGGAGUCCACUAAACCCAACAGACAGUUUGACAUCCAGGAGGACAGCAAAUGAAGCAGCCAACCACUGAGAUGUUUUCCGACAACAAAUAAUACAAGGUGCUGUGAUUCAGACCACUAAUAUUACCGCUGAGUUCUUCAGAUGAAGAGUGCUACUCAAAGGAAGACUAAAGGCUUUUAAAAAUCUUUGAUUAUAUUAAAAUGCUCUCCAAUA
Xiphias gladius (swordfish) is the source of this 853-nucleotide messenger RNA. RefSeq names its product succinate dehydrogenase complex assembly factor 3 (gene sdhaf3). The transcript has 3 exons. Bases 380 to 694 code for a protein of 104 amino acids. The record is from RefSeq and is a predicted model, not a curated record. Gene Ontology annotation, biological process: succinate metabolic process; mitochondrial respiratory chain complex II assembly. Lineage: Eukaryota; Metazoa; Chordata; Actinopteri; Istiophoriformes; Xiphiidae. Gene Ontology annotation, cellular component: mitochondrion; mitochondrial intermembrane space.